CUCCUGCUGUUUGGCUAGCUGUUUAGGUCGUAGCAUUAGCUGAUCAUUAGGUUAAUUUUAUUGUCUUUAAUGUGAACCUUUAUCGGUAGGGGGACAAAGUUAAAUCUAUCAUGUGUUCUGUCGUUGGGUGUGAUUCAGCAUGUAGCAGCGCGCAACGCUUUAAAUUACCAGAAGAGCCCGAGAAGAGAUUGGAGUGGAUGGAGUUUCUGGCUCAGGUUAACGGACAGCGUUUUAAAGAAUCGUCCUGGACUGAUAUAAACAUUUGCAGCAACCACUUCACAUAUGAUUGUUUUGAAAAUUUGUCUCAGCUGAAGUCUACUGCCGUACCGUCUCUUAAUUUUAAGUCAGAGCCCGACGAAGGUGAAACAAAGGUGAACAGCGUGCAGUCCACGUAUGACGUGAAAACCAGAGAAGUUCCUUGCCAAUGUGAUCCACUUCAGACAUGUGAUAUUUCAACUUUGUGUCUUGAAGAAUUGGGAGAAUUUUCACAACCCCCCCGAGCAAGCCACGGUCGUGUGUCGUCUUCAGCUGAUGUUUCAAAUGCUGUCAAGUAUGGAUGUGGACAGACACCUGCGGCGAUUGCUACAAGCAGAGAAAAGGCUUUCUUUCUGCAGGCGUCAAGAACGCAUGUUGUCAACAAAACCUGUCUUCUGAAUUUGCUACCUCGGAAGUGUCCAUCGUGCCGGAGUAAGCUUCAAGUGGAGCUCAUUACCAAUGGGGUUCUGAUCGCCUUGAACCAGCAAUGCACUCAGUGUCAGUACAGGAAUGAGUGGAAAAGCCAGGUGAAGGCCAGAGCCUCAGCAGCUGAAGAUGAGCGCCAGACAGAGGACACAGAUGCAGCACCACAGAACCCACAGAAAAUAUCUUCAGAUGUCACUGACUCCGGUGCGACAGCCGUCUCAGAGAUAAUUACUCUGAGCAGUGAAGAAAGUCAUCACUCAGAUGACGAUCAGGUGGAAUUGAACGAAACUGCCAGCAGUUCAGAGGACGAAUGGAAACCAUCAGAGGAACUUUUGCUGGGAAACGAGCUGAUGGAUGAAGAAUUUGACUCGGAAACAGAAGAUGAAGGCGACGACAUGUCCGACUCGCCACUGGAGCAUAAGCGGCUUUGUGCAGAAUGUGGAACUUUUUACAGUGUUCAGAAGCCUCACACGUGCACUCACAAAGCCAAGCCGUUUGCUUGCAGCAUUUGCGGCAGGAGAUUUGCCAGCGACGGCUCUGGUCUGCACACCAGGAUCCACGAUGAAAGCUACAAACAUCUGUGUAAAUACUGUAAUGUCACUUUCAAAACAAAAGUGGAGAAAAGCACACACGAGCAGACACACAAAGACAACGAUAAGCCUUAUCAGUGCUCCCACUGCUCGGAGACGUUCGCCACCCUACAAGACGCGCACCAUCCACCAGGACAGUCACAGAGGACGCAAGAUGUUAACUGCCCCGUGUGCGGGAUGGAAUUUAUGCGCAGGUGUAUUAAGAGACACUUACUGAUGCACACGGGAGCGAAGCCAUUUCAGUGUUCAGUGUGUCAGCGGGGCUUUCAACCAGCAAGGAACCUCAAGUCCCACAUGCGUCUGCACACAGGAGAGAGGCCGUUCAAGUGUAAAUACUGUGAGAAAUGCUUCAAUCACAACGUCAGCUUAAAGGCUCACGUUCAGCGUUACCACAACACUAGUGCUGCAAAUGAGCAGAACGCCGGUGAGGGCCGCGAGAGCAGCCUGAAGAGUGUCGAAGACAGAAGAUCAGCGAAAAGUAAAGGCAAGAGCACAGGUCGACCCAUAGGAAGACCCAAACGAAGCAACCAGGUGCAAGUGGAAAGCAAAGGUUCAAACACCAAGGCUGCAAGAUUAAAGGUGCAGAGUUUAGAGACAAGAAGUUACAGCGAUGAGGAGGAAGAGGAGCAGCAGACUGACAGUGACUCCGCAGAAGAGGAAGAGCAGCCGAUGAGGAAGAGCACAGGGAGAUCAAGGAAAAGGUCAUACAAUGUCCACAGCGACUCUGAUUUUGACCCAGAUGAAGAAAUAAAGCGAAACAGGACGAAUCAAGGGCGAAGACCAAAAAAUAUCCAGUGAUCUGACAUGAAGACAUCACUGCAUCUGAAGAGGAACUGAACAUAGAAGUGGGUUGUGAUGUUUGCGUCCUCAGAUACUGUGAGUCUUUAAAUAUGACAAAGCAUACACCUGCUCCACCUCGUCAUGUUUAGAAACUGUCUUUUUGUGUUUAAACAUGUUGCAGUGAUUUAAAAGUUUUUUUAAUCCUGAUCAGAUAGUGUUAUUACAUUUGAUAAAUGCAGAAUAAAAUGUAUGCAAAGUGCCUCUGCUCUGUUUGUAAACAAUUUGGUUUUACAAAACUGCGCUCACAACUGAGAGGAGUCACAUCUCCUUUUUAAAUUUAAAAUUUUUUAUUAAUAUUUGGUGGGGAUCCUAAUCAAAGUGUGGAUCUCACCUUUGGGCACUUUUCUUGAAUACUCUGAUAUUGGUCAUGAUUGCUGAUUCCUUUGAUCUCGAUUACAGGA
Messenger RNA from Thalassophryne amazonica, 2512 nucleotides. Its product is annotated as zinc finger protein 852-like. NCBI's taxonomy places the organism in Eukaryota, Metazoa, Chordata, Actinopteri, Batrachoidiformes, Batrachoididae. Gene Ontology annotation, biological process: regulation of transcription by RNA polymerase II. The record is from RefSeq and is a predicted model, not a curated record. Gene Ontology annotation, molecular function: DNA-binding transcription factor activity; RNA polymerase II cis-regulatory region sequence-specific DNA binding.